CAUGUUGAAGCGUACAUGGCAGAGAUAAGGAAAGAUACAAAACUAAGCACGAUGGUAAAAAGACAAAACUCAAAUCAAGGAGAUUAUAAUCAGCACUACCGCUGGAAGAACAGCAGCUAAAAUCACCAAUGACUUUGUGAAGUUCUUUCAGUGACGUUGGAAAAAGUAACCAGUCUUUCAAAUUCAAAUGUGAAAAUAAACUAUCACAUAUGCAUAGAGACAACACCAGAUGUCAGCACUGCUACAUUUCCCAGAAACAGAUUCCUGGAAUCCAUUCCUAUCUUGAUCAGGAAGUUCACCUCAAGGGUGCGGCAUAACAUAGCCACUAAAACAAUAUGAGAACCAAGCCACGGCUGAACAAUCAACGAGAGGCGAAUUUCUACUGGUUCUAACAUUAUAUAGGAAAAGUUGGGGACCCAAAGUGAGAUAUACUGUCUAAAAUCCUGAGUCAAGAGCCAAUAAUCAUCAGAGAGAGCUGUUAGAAAACGCAGGAUGAUGGCGUCGAACACAACAAAAGUCAUCAACGUUUGCCCAGUGUGCCUUGAUUCCAAACCACUAAAGAUAGUUGGCCGAUGCAAGCACUGUUUUUGUACUGAAUGCAUCUUGAUCACUCUUGGAAGCCAUGAAGGUGACGAGUUUCCCUGCCCGACGUGUAAGGUGGAGUGCCCUCGCCCGUGGGACGGUGUCAAGGGAAUGGUGGAUUUCACCGGGGAGGACGUGGCAGUUGUGGACACUGUGGUGAAAACUGGGCGAAAAGGAGGAUCAGGGGAAAAAGAACUUCAACCAAUGGGUAGAGGGAAGGGUAGAGGGAAGGCUGGGGCAGAAACAGAACGUCCUCCGAACAAAAGAAGAGGACUAGGGAACGGAGAAAAGAGAGAUGGAAACAAAGCGGGUAUUACGAUGGAUGUAAAAUGUACGAUCUGUCACCACAAGAAGAAGGAGGUCCAAGCUGUGAACUUGUGCGUUGAAUGCGGCAACCUUCAUAUCUGCGAGGAGUGCACAAAGGUCCAUGCGAGGAAUAAAGCGACGCAGGGACAUGUCGUGGUGCGGUUUAGGUCUGAGACGAAGCAGCAGGAUGCCAUGUGUGAGAAACACGACUCCUCCUUGAACAGUUUUUGUCAUGAAUGCGGAACAGCUGCGUGUAUGGUCUGUGUUAUGCUUGACCAUGGAGAGCACACCGUGGAAAAGCUUGUAGAUGUUGUUGACAAAAAGGUUGCUGAAAUGAAAGUCACUUUAGAAAAAAAGCAGGAAAAGCUUGAAGAAUUCAAGAACUUGAAGAAAGACUUAGCACUACUGAAACUAAUCGUGCCUGAGGUUGACAAGCAGGAUAUUUUGAUUAAAGAAAUUGAGGAUCAUGCCCAGAAGUGUAUCGAACAAAUCACAAAAUGGAAGGAGGGGUUGAAAGAACAGGUCAAGGCGGACUACAAAGUUGUCAAGGACAUUCCAGUUGGAUUUGAGAAGUUGUCAGAGAUGGUUGAGGAACUGCAGGCGCCCACUGAGAGAGCAGGGAGACUGCUUACAGAGACUGAGUAUGACCCGGAAUAUCUUUACAAACUGACUGCAUUGAAGCAGGAGAUGGAUGCUAUGGUUGAUGGAGAGGGUGACAUUGAAGAAAAGGGGUAUAGAAAACAGCUACGUGUGCUAUAUGGAAAACACCACACCUUUUUUCCGCAGGAAAUACCUUUGAGUUUUGGAAGAUUGGACUGUGCUUACGAAGAAGAAGAAGAAGAAGAAGAAGAUGAAGAAGACUUUUAUGCAUAUGACUCUACGGAAAUCUUCGAGAAGACCAUGCAAGUGUCUUCAGAGGAUAUGUUUAUUCCAUGUGUAGCAAACCUUGGUCAAAUGUUUGCAGUCGCUCAUCCAACAAGAUUAGGGGAACCAUCAUUGGCCAUAGACAUCUACAAACUCCCUGGCACCCUAAAACGCACCUUCAAGGAUCACGUCCCCCCGCUGUAUGACAUGUCGUCCACUCCCGAUGGUAAACUUGCUGUACUUUCCAACGGUACAGGAGGCACUGGAUGCAGCGUCAAACUGUUUGAUCCAGACGCUGGUUACAUCAGCUCCACCCGUGAUAUCGACAUAACAGAACCACUUUCCCUUGGUGUGACCCUACAACACCAGUACGUCAUCCUUGGAGGGAACGAAGAGGGGCAGAAAGUUAUAACUGUUGUUGACAAGAGUGGUGUUGUGGAACAUACACAUAUAAUUUACAAAGACUCCAAGAGUGAAUCUGAUGCAGCCUCCACUGUUGCAGUACAUAUCCCCAAAAGGAUAACAUGUGGGGGAAGAUUCGUCUUCGUCACCGGGGACAUCUAUAGGGCUGUUUAUGUGAUCACAGACACAGAAAUACAUGUACUUAAGACGAGGGAAGCCCAUCAGGAUGUCAAAUCUAUAGAUAUCUCAGCAACAAUAUGGGACGAUAUCUUUUUUUUUGAUGUUUAUUCAGAUAAGGUUUGGAUGGAGAUGCGCAAGUCGGAUACGGAUGAUGUGAGCAAGAGUAAGUGGCAUUUCAGAGGUUGGAGCAAAAUAUGUGAUCUUGAGCCUGGAGAUGAAAGACCAAUAAGGUUCUCUGCUGGAGAUACUCACCUCGUUAUGGGUCAUGGUCAAACAAUCAGGGUGCACAAGAUUCCACAACGUUUGUUAAAAAUUUGAAAUCUGUGAUUGAAUUUGAAAAUUCAAAUUGUAUUUAUGCGUGCUGAAUAUAAUUUUCAACAAUGCCAGCGUUGAGACAUAUACAAACACUAAACAUACCAAGUUUCAGCAAAUUUGCAUGCACGAUAACGGCACUAUGGCAUUGUGUAUAACUGCAUUUCUAUUUUCCUGACCAAUGAUUAAAUGCAACGGUGUACCCCUUACAAACAUCUUUGGGACUGACAAUGCUGUCCUUAAUAGAGAGGUGUCCUGAUAACAGAGGUCAAGUUGUACAGAAAUGGCCCAUUUUGUAUCUAUGGUUGACAAGCAGGACAUUUUGAGAUUAAUUUCUUUCGAAAUUUCCAUGGAAAAUCAUGAUAAAACCACAUUUUUGGCGACCCUUUGGGGCAGAGCCCCCCCCCACAGGAUGCACUCAUGUUUUGCUCUCUCUUGCUCUGCACUUUAUCUUAUGUAUUGUUGUGAAUCUAUAAAUGUAAUAUUCUCCCUAGGUGAGGUUCAAAUGAUAAAUAAUUCCGCUUUUUGUGAAUUGGUGCUGCCAACUGGUGUUUUGUAGCAGAACUAAAAUGUCCUCCUCCAAUUUAAAGGGGAUAUGACCACUUCUGGUUUCAAGUUUCAGAAACUGAAGGGAGACGUUCACUCUACCUUUAUCUUGUUACCAUGGAAACUCACCUGAACAGACAAAAAAAGACAACAUUCAAUAAUUUUAGAGAAAUCACAUUUUCUUGUCCAAGAACAAUUAGUCGAAUGGCUCGACAAACCACACAUAGAUGUCUGAGGUCAAACAAUUAAAACAGCUGAGCUCAGCAAUAAAAAUACCCCAAAUAUUUCAAAGUCCGUGCCAAUAUUUGACAACCUCUAACAUGUCUUAUAAUAAUCAGCUGUUUCAAUCUCCAGGCAGGGGUUGAAUCAAAAUAUCACUGGCUGGAGAUCAGUUAAGGUAGCAGACGAUGAAUGUGUCAUGUGAUCAAAACAAAGUCACAUGAUGAGAUUGAGAAAACAUCAACAAAUUCAAGUUUUAGCCAUUUGGUUCAUGUUUAUCUUUUGGCCAGGUCCUUUUAAUGUAUGAUGUACAACCGGUUUCUAUUGUACUGAAUAUUGCAUUACGGUGUCUAUUGUCUAUUGUAUUGAAUAUUGCAUUGUAUUAAUUGGUGUGUAUUGUCUAUUGUAAUGAAUAUUGCAUUGCAUUAGGCCAUGGGAAUGAUUAAUCCUGUUUACCGUCCGAGAGAUUUAAAAAGAUGAUGAGGCUUCUUUUCAUUUUUCAUUAUUCAUUAUCGGUUUACAGUCUGAUUUACUGGUCAAAACACGCGAUUCAGCAAGUUCCAGUAAAUGGAAAUCAGGUCGGUCAUCAACAUGAGGCAUUGAAAAAAUGUCAUUAUGAUGAUGAAGAGCCUACCCUGCCAAGUUUUUAUUGUGUUUUUCAAUCAUUUAAGGUAAAGAUGAACCACUGGAAAGAUUAUUUAAAUAAAAAAUGAUGGCAACAAUAAAAUAAAUAGAUUUUUAAAAAAAUAAUGAAAAUAUUUUUUAUGUUCCUUCAGAACCCAUGUGGGAGGUGGACGGUAAACAGGAUUAAUAAUUCACAUGGCCUUAUAAGGUGUGUAUUGUCUAUUGUGUCUAUUGUAAUGAAUAUUGCAUUGCAUGAUAUGGUAUGUAUUGUCAUGGAGGUAAUACCUCCUGGCAUUGUCAACGUUUUUCCGUGGCUUCGCUAGCUCUUUGGUCUUGGGGGGAGAGGUUCAAAAGGCUCUCGAGGGGGGCAAAAUCAUCAAUUUCUUUCGAAAUUUCCAUGGAAAUUCAUGAUAAAAACCACAUUUUUGGCGACCCCUUGGGGCAGAGCCCCCCCCCCACAGGAUGCACUCAUGUUUUGCUCUCUCUUGCUCUGCACUUUAUCUUAUGUAUUGUUGUGAAUCUAUAAAUGUAAUGUUCUCCCUUGGUGAGGUUCAAAUGAUAAAUAAUUCUGCUUUUUGUGAAUUGGUGCUGCCAGCUGGUGUUUUGUAGCAGAACUAAAAUGUCCUCCUCCAAUUUAAAGGGGAUAUGAUCACUUCUGGUUUCAAGUUUCAGAAACUGAAGGGAGACGUUUACUCCACCUUUAUCUUGUUACCAUGGAAACUCACCUGAACAGACAAAAAAAGACAACAGUCAAUAAUUUUAGAGAAAUCACAUUUUCUUGUCCAAGAACAAUUAGUCGAAUGGCUUGACAAACCACACAUAGAUGUCUGAGGUCAAACAAUUAAAACAGCUGAGCUCAGCAAUAAAAAUACCCCAAAUAUUUCAAAGUCCGUGCCAAUAUUUGACAACCUCUAACAUGUCUUAUAAUAAUCAGCUGUUUCAAUCUCCAGGCAGGGGUUGAAUCAAAAUAUCACUGGCUGGAGAUCAGUUAAGGUAGCAGACGAUGAAUGUGUCAUGUGAUCAAAACAAAGUCACAUGAUGAGAUUGAGAAAACAUCAACAAAUUCAAGUUUUAGCCAUUUGGUUCAUGUUUAUCUUUUGGCCAGGUCCUUUUAAUGUAUGCUACACAACCGGUAUCUAUUGUAUUGAAUAUUGCAUUACGGUGUCUAUUGUCUAUUGUAUUGAAUAUUGCAUUGUAUUAAUUGGUGUGUAUUGUCUAUUGUAAUGAAUAUUGCAUUGCAUUAGGCCAUGGGAAUGAUUAACCCUGUUUACCGUCCGAGAGAUUUAAAAAGAUGAUGAGGCUUUUUUUCAUUUUUCAUUAUUCAUUAUCGGUUUACAGUCUGAUUUACUGGUCAAAACACGCGAUUCAGCAAGUUCCAGUAAAUGGAAAUCAGGUCGGUCAUCAACAUGAGGCAUUGAAAAAAUGUCAUUAUUAUGAUGAAGAGCCUACCCUGCCAAGUUUUUAUUGUGUUUUUCAAUCAUUUAAGGUAAAGAUGAACCACUGGAAAGAUUAUUUAAAUAAAAAAAUGAUGGCAACAAUAAAAUAAAUAGAUUUUUAAAAAAAUAAUGAAAAUAUUUCAUGUUCGUUCAGAACCCAUGUGGGAGGUGGACGGUAAACAGGAUUAAUAAUUCCCAUGGCCUUAUAAGGUGUGUAUUGUCUAUUGUGUCUAUUGUAAUGAAUAUUGCAUUGCAUGAUAUGGUAUGUAUUGUCAUGGAGGUAAUACCUCCUGGCAUUGUCAACGUUUUUCCGUGGCUUCGCUAGCUCUUUGGUCUUGGGGGGAGAGGUUCAAAAGGCUCUCGAGGGGGGCAAAAUGAUCAAUUUCUUUCGAAAUUUCCAUGGACAUUCAUGAUAAAAACCACAUUUUUGGCGACCCCUUGGGACAGAGCCCCCCCCUCACUGGAUCCACUCAUAUUUUGCUCUCUACACGUGCACUUUAUCUUAUGUAUUGUUGUGAAUCUAUAAAUGUAAUGUUCUCCCUAGGUGAGGUUCAAUUAAUAAACAAUUCUGCUUUUUGUGAAUCGGUGCUGCCAGCUGGUGUUUCGUAGCAGAACUAAAAUGUCCUCCUCCAAUUUAAAGGGGAUAUGAUCACUUCUGGUUUCAAGUUUCAGAAACUGAAGGGAGAUGUUUACUCUACCUUUAUCUUGUUACCAUGGAAACUCACCUGAAAAGACAAAGAAAGACAACAGUCAAUAAUUUGAGAGAAAUCUGAAACGGAUAUCAGGUCGCAUAUUGCUGGUUGGGGCCCAUCUAUGUUUGGUAACACAGAAACACCCAAGCGGAUAUCAGGUCGCAUAUUGCUGGUUGGGGCCCAUCUAUGUUUGGUAACACAGAAACACCCAAGCGGAUAUCAGGUCGCAUAUUGCUGGUUGGGGCCCAUCUAAGUUUGGCUGGCCACUCCUGCCAAAAAAAAAUGUUCUGGUCCAUGGAGGUCAAGCAGUGUUCUCUACAAGGCUAUUUGUCAGGGUGGCCCACCCUACCUUGGAAGAGCCAGCCUACCUUGCUCUAGAACUUUGUAGAGGGUUCCUAUAGGGCCACCCGACCACAAAUUGUUGGCCACCCUACCUUGUGUUGCACACUGGUAAAACGUCAUGCAAAUCAAGGGUAUCACCCUACCUUGAGAAAACCCUGUGGAGAACACUGAUCAAGAUCACUUAACCUGAGCCCAGGUCUGAUUGCGUGGUAGCCAGCGGUGUAACCACCAGGCUCUGAUCAUAUGAGGCCCCUCCUGGGUUGUCCAAGGGAUCGAACCCAGGUCCGAUUGCGUGGUAGCCAGCGGUGUAACCACUAGGCUCUGAUCAU
Lineus longissimus is the source of this 6834-nucleotide messenger RNA. RefSeq lists its product as uncharacterized. NCBI's taxonomy places the organism in Eukaryota, Metazoa, Nemertea, Pilidiophora, Heteronemertea, Lineidae. Gene Ontology annotation, biological process: protein monoubiquitination. The record is from RefSeq and is a predicted model, not a curated record. Gene Ontology annotation, molecular function: ubiquitin protein ligase activity; zinc ion binding. The transcript is spliced from 3 exons. The coding region runs from base 493 to 2652 and encodes 719 amino acids.